This is a messenger RNA of Mercenaria mercenaria, 6062 nucleotides long. RefSeq names its product nonsense-mediated mRNA decay factor SMG5-like. Gene Ontology annotation, biological process: nuclear-transcribed mRNA catabolic process, nonsense-mediated decay. Gene Ontology annotation, cellular component: telomerase holoenzyme complex. Lineage: Eukaryota; Metazoa; Mollusca; Bivalvia; Venerida; Veneridae. The record is from RefSeq and is a predicted model, not a curated record. The coding region runs from base 127 to 3240 and encodes 1037 amino acids. The transcript has 24 exons. Gene Ontology annotation, molecular function: telomerase RNA binding; telomeric repeat DNA binding; protein binding.
AUAUGUUAAACUAUAUCCAACAUGGACGUCCUAAGACGGAAAAAAAUGUUGUUUUAGAAAUUUUUACUAUCUGUUUGGUCUAACGAUGGUAUUUACCAGCAGUUGAAGUGCAUAGAUAAUGCAUAGAUGACAAAUAUGACCGAAAAAUGUAUUGACCUUAAGACAGAUCUUGAUAAGGCCAAGAAAGUGUACAGAGCUGCAGUAGAUGCUGUGAGGAAGCUAGAUGAAGGGUUAAAGAAGAAACGGGCAUACAGAGAGGUGUUCCAUCAGGAAGCUGUCGGCCUCAGAUACAAGUUAAGAGAGUACUGUGAACGCUUGAUGUUCUACAAUCCAUUGUAUUAUGGCAGAAAAGCUGAAGAAGUUUUGUGGAGGAAAGUGUUCUACGAAAUCAUUCAGAUAAUCAAAAAGAACAGAAGGCAUGUACGUGUGGGCAGUUCAUUAGAGACAGCUUACAGAACACACCUUUCAUCAGCAUGUGGUUACUAUUACCAUUUAUUAUUCCGCCUUCAACGAGAUUUCAACCUCAAACUGGAGACUAAAAUUGAUUUUCCUCUCCUGCCAGACAAUAACCCAGGACGAUUCAUAAAAUCUUCAAGACGUAAGGAGGUGACGCCAGCUAUGCAUGAGUGGGCAAUGAAAUCUGUACAUAGAUGUCUGGUUUGCCUUGGUGAUAUUGCACGAUAUCAGCAAGAUUUUGAUUCAGGAAUGAGUGGGGCAGCAGCAGAGAGGUUCUACCAGCAGGCCCUCAUGCUGGCUCCAGAGAUGGGAAUGGCUCAUAAUCAGUUAGGGACUCUUGCAUCAUCACGAUACUUCAACUGUGAGGCAGCUUAUCAUUACAUCAGAUGUAUGGCCUGUGAUGUCCCAUUUGAAGGAGCUGAGGGUAACCUGCAGAGAUUAUUCGAGAAAAAUCAAAAACGUUUCAGUGAUUUGAAAACUGACUCUGGUAAACAGUCCAACACACCUAAAGAACAGUGUUACCAGGAUUUGAAAGCGUUCUUUGUUAGAUUUCUACAACUGCUGAAAGUUCUCUAUGAUGUCCCAAAUAGUGAUGCAACAGAAAUCCAGGAAUGUUGUCAGACAACUCUACAAAGCUUUAAUCACUGUAUGUUCUAUGAGCCUGUCAGUUACAGUGACGAUCUCUCCGAGGAAAACAUACAUUUCAUGGAGGAUGAUAUUGUCUUUAAGAUAGUCGUUAUUUGCAUUGCUACUGUCUACAUAUUGCAGAAGAGAGGUUCUAGGAAAGUGACAGCUGCCAUAGCAUUUCUUCUUGCUCUUUUCUCUCACAUUCUCAAUCAUGUUGUCAUAAGACUUCAGGGAGCUUUAUAUGAAAAGGAAAAUCCAAAUAAAAUCUUACAGUCAAAUACUCAGCGUUACAAUGAAGUGAAUGGUGAGGAUUCGGAAAGCGACAAAAGUUCCUCACUGACAGAUACCUCAUCAUUGAAGAAUGGUCAUAUUAAACAUGGAAACUGUCUUCCCAAUCAGAAUGAUGAUAAUGAAAACAAACCUCAGCAACCAAAGAAACCUGCCAAAUCCCAUAUGCGAAAUUUACGGCGACGGCGACCUCGUUCUAGUAAAGCUGUUGUGAGUGAUGAUUCUGACCUUUCAGAUAUAUCAGAUCUCAGUGAAGGUGGGGAGGUUCUUCGAGAUGAUUUAUCUGACGAGUCAGAAGAUGAGCCUCUUGGUUUCUAUGACGACUCAGACUCUGAUAUGUCAGACUCCUUUAUGAAGAGUCAGGAACUGGACCCCGGCUUUGCUACAAACCCAGAUGCUGACAGUAACAACAGUGCGAUAGAAUCUACAAUCAAUAAACAGAAUGCAGACUUUCUUCCACCUGUGUUUCCUAGCUCUGACCAAAGUAAAAUUUGGUCCGAUAUUUCAAGAACAGACAGUCUGGCAACAUUUUCAUCAGAGUUGUUUUCGUCUUCUGUGCCUUUCCUCGGUGGCAGUUUUAAACUGUCACAGCAGACAGACGGUGUAGAUAGUGAUGUGAUUCAGGGCCGGAAGCAAGUGUCAGUGCCGCCUGGGUUUGCAGCAUCGUCUGAGGCAAAACAUGUGGAGGAGAUAUCUCAGAAACUUGCCAACUUUGUGAUAGAAACUGACACAGAAACAUCGAUUACAGCGACGGAAGCAGAGUUUUCGGGAGCAUCUGAUGAUGAAGAUGGUGCAGGUGAUGUCAGCAGUAGUGAAGAAAAUGAUAAAAUCAGGUCAUCUGAAGAGGAGAAGGAGGCAGUGCACCAACAGAAUGUGGUCAGUGUGAUUCAGGGGGAGGGGCUACUGUCAGUCAUCAAAGUGAUGUGUGAUUGGAUGAUGUGUAACUCUUCUGUCAUCAUGACAUGUGCACAGAGUUCGCAGUCUGUAUGGUGUAGAUUGUCUGUACUGCUAAAUUUUUUACCACAUGAAUCAACCUUCCUCACUCAUGAUCAGUGUUGGCAGGAUGAAUUGCGGUCAGUUUUGAGUGAAUCUAAGUCUGGUGACUGGAAACAGAGAAUUCCCCUACGUGAAGAUAUAAAUCUGACGAAAUUUCCACCUCUGAAACACAUCCAAGAAAAUCUUGAGAAGAAAAUGGGUGUUAAACUUACAGAGUUGCAGGAGAGUUUCUUGCGAACAUGUUGCCUUAGACAGUUUGGAUACUUUUUAUCUGGCCUAGAUGGAUUACUGUUUAGUUACAAUGAAGAGAAGAAGCUUUUCAUUGGUCCAGCUCAGCCAAUCAGCAUUGACGAAACAGAGGAGGUUGCCAUGGAAAAAAUGGCUGAUACAGAAAGUCGUAGAAAUCAGCUCAUGAGAGAUAUGGCUCAACUUAGAUUACAGCAUAUUAACUCCUUAAUUGAAAAUUUAUGUUUUACGAUAGUGAUAGAUAGUCUUGACCAUCAGAAGAAAGAGAGUCAUGGUGCGAGGGAUGCUAUACGUUGGCUCGAGGCAGAGUUCAGGAAGGGUAACAGAUAUAUCCGUGCACAGAAGAAUAGUGAGAAAAUACCGGCAGCUAAUACCAGACAUUUAAAGAAGAAGAACAGAGAAACAUGGUGUGUGUUGGAGAUGGUGAACUGUGCUCUGUAUUUGUCAAGACAAGGUGGUGAUUUUGGGGCUGAUACUGUGAUUGCAAUUCUCACAUCUAGCGGUUUUAAUGCAAUCAAAAAUCCUGUGGUUAAGCAAACACUUGCAACAAGUAAACAAGAAGGUGUAAGUGUUGAGAACAUAACUGAUUUUGUCAACAAAUGGUCAGAGGUAUUAAACAAGGGCUGAGCCAGGUACCAGUCAGCAAGAUGGACCCGUCUUAGCGCUACUGCUAGAAGGCUACAAAUAACAGUACAAAUACAAGGAACCAAAGAACACAAAGAAAACAAGAUGUCUGUCGGGGCAUAUAAACCAAUGGAACCCAAAGACAUUUUAUGCAUAAAAUCAUAUAGUGUUAUAUCAAAUGGCAUUGUUAAAAAACUUUCAAAUGCAUGUAGCUUAAAUACUGUCAAAAACACUAUAUGGUUCUAUAAGUUCCUUGACCAUUUAAAAAUGGUAAAAAAAAAAUAUGAACAUCUCUGCCAAAAGUAAUUUGCAUACCUGUAUACAUAAUGAUGACCAGUCUCCUAAAGUACAGCUGUCAUUGGUCAGUUUCCAGGUGUUGCUUGGAAACAAUCAGAAGCUUGCUUUUGAGACUGGACUCUAAAUAUAGCUUUAUUGCCUAUUUGGCAUUUCUGCAUAAGUCAAGUACAGUAUUGAUUUUAUGUGUGUAAAAAGGCCUUGGGCUUUGCUAACAUUCUGAUUUAAUACUAAGUUCUUUUAUACAAUCUUAUAAAAAAAAAAUGAAGGUUCAAGAUUGCAAAAAAUAAUAUAGCCAUGUAUGCAACCGAAAUAUAUAGGAUAUAUUGCAUACUGUAAAAUUAAUUAAUAUCCAUGGGAGCCUAAUUUUCAUUGAUUUCAUGGUUGUGCCAGUCCUCGGAAUUAAAUUUGCCAUUUAUUUUAUCUUCCUAAAUUGAAAUCCAUGAAUUCAUAUCUCCAAGAAAUGUCCAUUUGGGCCAAAACCAUUGAUAUUUAAUGCCCAUGAAAUUCAAUGGUUUUACAUUACAUGAAGUUUACAUGAAUUUUAAGGGCAAGCAAUCACUUUAGCAAUGAAAUAUUAAAGCUAUGCAAUUUAUGUCACAUGAACAGUUAUAUAUAGCUGAAUUUUAUAGCUUAAAUAAAAGCUUUACGAAAAUUUAAUUGAUUAAAUUAAUGUUACUUUUCUGUCAUGAGGUUUAACAGAGCAAAAAUAAACUUAUAUAGAGUUUGAGUUUGUGAGCAGAAUAGUUUUAGUUGUUUACCUUACAUUUGUUAAUUAAAAAUAAAUCUUUGCUAAUUGCUUUUAUAUACCUAAGCCUUUUGAUGAAUUAUCAGCAGUUGUUUUUUUCUUCUCAGCACUUAAGUUUUAUCAACACUAAAGUUUUAUAAAUUUCUCUUCCUUUUUGUCCCAUCCAUAGGAGCAAGUAUGUGAUUUGUUCUGGUUCAGUUGGGUGGUUGAAAUGUCACUAUGACUAACUUGUCUAAGUAUAUAUCUAGUAAAGCAACUUAAAAUAUAGACAUUUUAGAUAUAUUUGUUGGUAAGCACACCACUUAUGAUGCUGUCUGCCAUGUUUGACUUAUCAAAGGUUUAGCUAUCCAAAUAUAGAAAAUAUAACGAAAAUGACCGUGGACUAAAUGAAUUGUUGAAGUAAGCCUGGGUUUUUGAGCCACUGAUGCUGAGCCAGAGUAGGUUAAAUUUUGCUGAAUAAAAAGAUAUUUUGCUGUAGUAACCUGAUUGCUUAAUAUACUUUACAUCUGCUGAUAACUUCAUCUUUAAAAGAAUGGCAUUUGGUUGUUACGUUUACAUGAGAAGUGUUGCUGUCUUUUAGGUUUUGUUACAUUCGGGACAUGGGGUUACUUGGUCACACGGUCACAUUUGGAUGUAACGUAAACACUUUUAUUCUUAAUUUACUAUUCUUCAUAUUCAGAGAUACUAUGCUCUCAUUGUAUGCCUGCAGAUAUUUAACUUAUAAAAUACAUAUGUUCACAGUACAUAUUUUAACAAGCAUGCUUGCAUUUUAAAAUCGUUUUUCUUUUUUAAUGGUUACAUUAUAAAUGUUUUUUAUUAUUUCAGCUUUUUUACUUUUUACAGUAGAAAUCAAAUAAUUUUUAUGAACAUUAAAACAUUGAGAAUUUUUAAGAAUGUUGUUGAUUUCAAAGUUCAGUUCAUUUGGAAAAAUAGGUAUACUUAAGGUAGUGACGGUUCAGAAAACUUUAUUCAGUAAAUAGGAUGGGAUGUUGUUGUUGUGUUAUGAUUUAGAAUAAAACUUGAAUAUAGAGAACUGAUUGGCAAAGUAUUUUUUUCAGCAGUCAGAUUGUAUUUGACACAUGUAUAUGCAUUCCUUUUUGGUAUAACCUACUACAGUUACUUUUCCUUGGCAAAGGAUAUUUUCAGACCUAUUGACAGCUGUAGAAGGUUUUUGCUGCUUAUUUCCUUAAAACAUGAACACAUUUACUGUAAAUGUGAAACAGGAACAUUGAAACAUGAACACAUUUACUAUAAACUUGAAACGUGAACACAACUACUAUAAACUUGAAGAACACAUUUACUUUAAAAAUGAACUCCAAAGUGGUAGUAUUUUGUAACAACUUUAACAACAUUCGCAUUUGCCAUAUCAGGUUGAUAUCUACCAUACAGUAAAACCUCUGUUAAUAAAACUUCUUUGGAACAAUUAGAAUCUAUUAUACCUCCCUGCAAAGGCAGUGAAGUUUUAUUUAACUUGUUAAAAUAACAUCUGAAGAGUGAUAGCGAUGGUGCAUGAAAUUUUUCUCUCCCAGCAGUGUUGCUUUUUAAAGAUGACUAGCAAAACUGUGUGCCUUUGUAAAAGGUAGUUUGUCUGCAGAGGUGCUGUUGGGAGAGGUUAUACUGUAUACAUGUCAAAGCAGAUUACCAAAGAUUCAGUCAAAACAAAAGAUACAAAAUCGGUCCGCCUGCAUUAUCAAUAAGCAGGGUCUUCCUGCAUGCUUUACUUCAAAUUGUAUAAUUUUUUUUAAUAUGCUGUACAAUCAAUAAAGGCAGAGAAGAAAACUUU